This is a messenger RNA of Pyricularia grisea, 216 nucleotides long. RefSeq lists its product as uncharacterized. Bases 1 to 216 code for a protein of 71 amino acids. Lineage: Eukaryota; Fungi; Ascomycota; Sordariomycetes; Magnaporthales; Pyriculariaceae. The record is from RefSeq and is a predicted model, not a curated record. The transcript has 2 exons.
AUGUCGGUCAGCACUUUCAGUUACCUCCGCAACGCAGACGACGCCCAACGGCCAGCCAAUAAGACCUCCGCUUAUAGUGACGUGUGGCCCCCUCCAAGAAACGAAUCCCUGUUUGUCUUGGUUCUCUUCGCCGCGCCGCUGACCCUAUCAUGUCAAAUUCAACUGAGCCAGAUUUUACGCCGGCCAACCUUGCUCAGACUUUUUGAUCAUGCAUAA